Acaulospora morrowiae is the source of this 1648-nucleotide messenger RNA. The record is from the annotation of a GenBank genome assembly. Lineage: Eukaryota; Fungi; Glomeromycota; Glomeromycetes; Diversisporales; Acaulosporaceae.
AUGAGCUUUUCAUUUACCGAUCGUUUGACAGAGUUAAACAAUGCUCGCGAAAAAUCAUUGAUUACAGACGAGGAGUAUGCAAUGUUAAGAGGAAGAUUGUUUGAUUCUUUUGUCAUGGCUCCACAGACAUCAACAUCACCAAUUUCUCAUCAAUACUUCUCACCGCCGUUAUCGCCCCAAAUAUUAAGUUCUUCUCCACAACAAUUCUCCUUACCUCCACCACAGAAGUUUUCAUUAUCUUCGCAUCAACAAUUUUCCUUACCUUCACAACAGAUUCCUUUACCUUCACAACAAAAUUCAGCACCAGUAAAUAUUAUUCAUGAUCAAAAUUCAAAUUCGCAUUCUGCACAAACAUCAUCGUCAACAUCAUCCAUCUCAAUCUUCCAUUCAAACAAAUCUACUUUAAACGAUCAACAAACAGAGGCCUCAACUUCAACAUCGCCUUUACCACCAAUAUCAAUACUGUCUCAACCACGCCAAACUAAGAGCAGUAACGAUAGUGCAAAUGUCAACCCUUUUCUUUCCGAUCGAUCCACAUCUCACUCGUCAGGAUCAGGAUCUGGUAUCAUCACCUCCUUGUUCAACGCGGUCUCCCCAAAAAAGUCACGUACAAACGAUGCGCCCGCCUCCCUUCCGAUAAAAAUCAAUGACAAAAAGAAGUGUGUUCACUUCACUAAUGAUGAUACCGCAACUACAAGUGAUAAUGUCGGAACGCAUUCAACUGGUAAUGACAUUCACACCGUUAAUGAGAGGUUGCAGCCUGAAACUGCGGAAAACCGAUAUUCAUCAAGCGCUCCUUCUAGAUCAAUCCCAAUAGCAACCACAAGUUCGUUGAAUGUCACAUUUAAGGAUUCACUUAAUAUCACACAGCCAUCACCAAGAAGAUCUCUUACCAAGACCAGACCCUCGUCAAUGAUCUACACAAAUUCGGAGCGUGUCGCUUAUGAAAUUAGUAAAAGUAAUACUGAUGCCGACGAGAAUGAUGAUAACGAAAGUCAGCAGCAACAAUCACCACCUCUUCCGCCGCCCAGGCAACCACAUGUUAAUGCUGCUGUUUUACUCAAAAGACACGCAAGAGCAUUAAGUUUAGGCUUAAGCUCUUCAAUUUCAUCCUCCUCCAGCGAUAAUCCUACAAAUCAAAACAACUGUACCCACCGUGGUAACGACAAUAAUGAUACUACCAUCAGUAACAUAAAUGAAAGUAACGACGGUGCUGAUAAUGCUAGUAAUGAGUCUACAGGUGCUAAUUCAAGAACAACACCAGGAAAUCUAGUAAACAAUGACGAUGUGCUUACCGAGACAGAUCAAUUCGAGCAGUUGGUACCUGAAGUACCACCGCCUCCAUACACGCCACCAGAGUCAUCCCAAAUUCGUGGUCGUCGCCGCCCAUCCAACUUUUUCAUUAAACCCAAGACCAGUACCGAACUACGCAAGGAACUACAAAAACUCACUGAACAAUCCAAAAAAGAAGCAAACAGUUUGAAGAUCGAAGAGGCAAGAUUGAGAAUGCGAUUGAAUUCUAAGCCUGAAGACUUGGAACGAGUGAAAAGAAAGAUAAGAGAAUCGAGUGAGAAAUACAGAAGGAAAAUUGAAGCAGUGAACAAUAAAUUGAGACAGAUCAGUGCGAGAGAACAGAAUGUAGAUGGAG